Cooperia oncophora is the source of this 387-nucleotide messenger RNA. The record is from the annotation of a GenBank genome assembly. Lineage: Eukaryota; Metazoa; Nematoda; Chromadorea; Rhabditida; Trichostrongylidae.
CUGAUUAAAAAUCAAUGUAGCUGUGAAUUUUUCAGAACUACUGUUCCAACGAAAGCGCUGAAUUCUUCGAUUGAAAUCCUCCGAGAUCCUGUGACGUCGGUGUUUCAUCCGUUAACACCUGAUGCUCUCUUAGCCAUAGAUGCCAUCGAAUACAUUACUGAUCAUCUCAAGAAGGUCGAAGAGCAUAAGAUGUAUCGAGACGAUUGGAAGUAUGUGGCAAUGAUUAUUGAUCGAUUACUAUUGUACGUAUUUUUUGGGAUUACUGUAGGAGGUACAUGCGGCAUACUAUUCAGCGCACCGUAUGUAUUCCAAGGAGUAAAUCAACGAGAAGUACUUCAAAAGCUCAUCGAACUGUACAAGACGAGAGGCAGUCAUGCGGGUUUCUAG